AUGGAAGAAGAGCAAUCAACCACCACUACCUCUUCUCUUGGUUCAACCAGCUCUGCAGAAUGUGAAGCGGGGAAGAAGUGUAACAGAGCGAAUAAGCAGCAAGUAGUCGGAAACGGAAACGAGAAAAGAGCAAAGAGCGAUGGGAGUGAAGAAGGUAGUAAGCAGCAUUCAAUGUAUAGAGGCGUUCGAAGGCGUGAAUGGGGGAAAUGGGUAUCAGAAAUCAGAGAGCCGAGAAAGAAGUCGAGAAUAUGGCUCGGGACAUUUGAGACACCCGAAAUGGCAGCUCGAGCUCAUGACGUAGCGGCUCUGACGAUCAAAGGCCGGUCAGCCUAUUUAAACUUCCCUGAGCUAGCUGAGGAGCUUCCGCGUCCAGCUAGCUCAUCGCCGAAGGACAUCCAAGCUGCUGCGGCGAAAGCGGCUGCUCUUAGCUACUCUAACUGCAUCAGUAGCCAUGAACCUCAAGAAGCGGAAGAAGCCCGGCCGGGUCAAAAUUCAUUAACGUCUUCACCAUUUUCAGAUGAACAUAACGAUGACACAUUUUAUGACCUCCCUGAUCUGCAGUUAGAUGUUGUGCGUCACCACGGUGACCAUGAGUACAACUUUCCGGUUGCGAUGUGGCAGCUCGCUAGAACCGAUCUGAUGGAUACAAGUCUCGGAAUUGAAGAGUCUUUCUUCUGGGAUUAA
Messenger RNA from Argentina anserina (silverweed cinquefoil), 684 nucleotides. RefSeq names its product ethylene-responsive transcription factor ERF039-like. Gene Ontology annotation, molecular function: DNA-binding transcription factor activity; DNA binding. The record is from RefSeq and is a predicted model, not a curated record. The coding region runs from base 1 to 684 and encodes 227 amino acids. Gene Ontology annotation, biological process: regulation of DNA-templated transcription. The transcript has a single exon. NCBI's taxonomy places the organism in Eukaryota, Viridiplantae, Streptophyta, Magnoliopsida, Rosales, Rosaceae.